AUGCUGAGCAACUUCAACACCAGAGACCUUUUCAACCAUUUCUUCUGUGAGACGGCCAAGGGCAACCCUGGCCUGUGGUGUCCCGGGACGCGGUGUCAGCAGACCAGCGUGGACGGCCCGAGAUGUGAGAGUGGGGACGAGCGGGCGAUGGUGACCAGCCCCCCCAGGUCGCCGAGCUCCCCGCAGACAGACCUGAGAGACCGCACGCCCUCGCCACCCUCUGGACCUAAUAACGCCUGCAGCAAUGGGCCCAUGUGGACGGACGAUGCCGGCCUCGACAACCCUGCCUUUGAGGAGAGCACAGAGGAAGACAGUGUGGUCGGGUUGGAGUGCGUGGUCCCCAGGGUGAAGCGGCCCCUCAGUAAUCCCUGCAUCCACCUCCUCCGCUCUGUCAGCUCCACUUCCUCUGGCUGGGACUGCCCUGAGUCCCCGCCUCUCUCUGCCGAAGAGGGCUGCGUGAAGUUGCCCUCACUUCCUGAAGGAGAGAUAACUGCCAUAGAAGUCCACCGGGCCAACCCGUACGUCGAGCUGGGCAUCAGUGUCGUCGGGGGAAAUGAAACGCCACUCAUCAACAUCGUGAUUCAGGAGGUGUACAGAGACGGGGUCAUCGCACGAGACGGGAGGCUGCUGGCCGGGGAUCAGAUAUUACAG
Molecule: messenger RNA, 651 nt
Organism: Paralichthys olivaceus (Japanese flounder)
Lineage: Eukaryota; Metazoa; Chordata; Actinopteri; Pleuronectiformes; Paralichthyidae
Source: RefSeq, a predicted model, not a curated record